GUGACGGCAAAGCGCCCCCCUCCCCCACCGCGUGGGCGAGUGGUGGCGCCUGCGGAGGUGGGUGUGGCGUACCUGGUGGAGUUGCAGCGCCUGAGGGCGCACGCCGAGGCCGUGUACUCGGGGGACAGCACCACCUGGUCGCUGCAGACGUGUCUGCUGGAGUCGGCCAUAGUGCAUGCGCAGUGGCAGCCGCACAACCAGCGUGUGCGUCCGGCGUUUGUGGUGUGCGUGGACGCACAGCUGGGGGCCGUGGUGGUGGCUGUCAGAGGCACCUCCGACACCGCUGACAUGCUCGUCAAUGCCGGCACCUUUCCACACGAUUUCCUGGGCGGCAAACCUGGGCGCCGCUGUGGCCAUCUUGGCCGGCAUGAGAACAACCGCCUGCACCCGCACCCUCAUGCACAGGGCAGCGCAGGUCAUGGCGAGGCAUCAAGAGACAGCAUGCAUGCUGUGACAGGUGACAGCCACUCUCGUGCUGCUCCUGCCAAGCGUGGUGGUAGGCGUGGUGGCAGGGGGCGGAGGUCAGAAGGGCGGCAGCACGAGAGGAGGUGGGGGGACAGGGAGUCAGAGGAGCUGCAGGAGGCAGCGGCGGAAGCAGUGGUGGGAGCAGGGGAGGGGUUGGAUGGUGUGGAGGUGCAGUGUGUGGGGUAUGGUCCGCCUGCAUGCAUGACUUUGGACUUGGCCUACCAGUGCACCUCCUUUGUCACCUGUGUGCUAGUGCAGCACGACUUAGUGCCUCGGUAUGUGCAUCUCUUGCCCGAACGCCUCUACUUUAUGGUUUCCCAUACGCUUCUGCUUGUCCGUGUUUGCCUCCAUGCCCUCGUCCGCCCCACCCCUGCCUCCUAUGGUCCCCUGUUUGCCACCGGCAGGUUCUCUCUUGCCAGUGUGGAGUUGCUGCGGCAGGCCAUCGGCACGUUUGACUGGGAGCAUGCAGAGGCUGUGGUGGGGUGGCAUGACGAGGACUGGCAGCGCCUCAAGGCGGCCAGGGACCUGCUCACGCGCCUCAAGGACCUGCAAAGCACGGCCGUGGGGGCAGCGGCAGCCGUGCAGGGGAGUGCAGUGUCGGCGGCAGCAGCAGUGCAGCAGUCAGCGGCGGGUGUAGCGGCCUCCGUGCAGCAGUCACCACUGCUGGGGGUUGCAGUGGGGGCGGCUGGAGCAGUGCAGAGCCAGGCAAUGGGUGCGGCAGCAGCGGUGCAGGGAGCUGCGGUGGCAGUGACGGGGGCGGCAGUUGGGGUGGGUGGCAAAGCACAGGAGCUCCAGCACGUGGUGGCGGAGAGGGUCUCUGAGAGCGUGUCAGAUGCCAUUCCACAAGGGGUGGUUGAGCUCGUGGGGGGCGCAAGGGCGAAGCAGCAGGAGAAUGGUAGCAAGGGGCAAAAGGGGGGGGCGAAUGAGGGGCAGUUGGGCAAGGCAGAUCAAGAGUGGGUGGAGGCGCAACACAUGGAGGGUGGGGCGGAUGCCAUUGGCUCUAAUAGCGACAGUGGGGAAGGCGGUAACAGUAACGACGCUGGGGAAGCUGGAAUGGAGGCUAUGGUGCAGAGAGGUGAGUGCAAGGACGAGGGAAGUGGCGUGGAGAGAAGUAAGGUGGCGGAAACAGUGGACAGCGACGAGGAUGGGAGCACUGAGGGGAGAGAGGGUAAAAAUGAGGAGCGGGCUGAAAAGCCAGAGAGUGCUCAUGAGAAGCAGCAGCAAGAGGAUUUUGCGCCACCCCUUUACCCCCCUGGUCGUCUGCUGAUGCUGUGCUGCGACCCCCCUGGUUGUGGCCAUCGCCCCACCACUCGCAAGGAAGUGCAUCCGCAGAGGCAGUUUGGUGUGUUCCCCUCGCACGAGGAGGUGGCGGGAGGUCACAUGCGGUGGCAGGUGGUGGAGGUGCAGCAGGAGGCGGUGCGCGAGAUAGUGGUGUCGCCGUGGUGCAUCAGCGACCACAUGCCAGGCACCAUGGGCGAGGGGCUCAACUGGAUCAUGGCACAUGUGGGGGAGGGCGAACGGUGCAGGGUGGAAGGCGGGAGGGACAAUGGUGAACGAGGGGUAAGGAAGCGGGAAGAGUAG
This is a messenger RNA of Closterium sp. Naga37s-1, 2046 nucleotides long. Lineage: Eukaryota; Viridiplantae; Streptophyta; Zygnematophyceae; Desmidiales; Closteriaceae. The record is from the annotation of a GenBank genome assembly.